UUCGCAGAGACGGCGGACAGCCCAACCAUUACCAUUACCAUAAACAAAAACAGAAAAGGAAAGGAAAAACUCUUUUCUUCUUCAUACGAAACUUGAUAUAUAUUCCGUCUUUCUUUCUUUCUUUCUCCACAGAAUUCAUGCAAACGUUACUGCAUUCCUUUUCGUUAUCAUGUUCUUCUAGCGUUGUUUGAUUUUUCAAAGCAGAAGAAGAUAAUUUUCUUGACUGGUAGAAAUCUACCUUUACCCCCUAAUGGAAGAAGCUGGUCACAAUCUCAUGAAAAAUUCAGAACCCUGCGAGGUGCAUCAUGAAGAGGAUAAUGCCCUCCCUGAGAAUAAACAAAAAAGGAAGUUCAAGACUCCAGCACAGCUUGAAGCUCUGGAGAACUUCUACACGGAACAUACAUAUCCCAAUGAGAAAAUGAAAGCGGAUUUUGCAAAGAAGGUAGGAUUAUCUGAAAAGCAAGUCUCCGGAUGGUUUUGUCAUAGAAGAUUGAAAGAUAAAAGGCUAUUGAAAGAAGCUUCUGCAAACGGAAAGCAAGAUCUAUCAAGUGGUGUUAUACAGGAUCGUGGCAGUGGCCUCAAGCAAGAUUCAUGUAGCAGUAACAAACAAGGGAGUUAUAGAUAUUUUGAUCUUAAAGAGGUCGAGAGUCGGAGAUUUGAUGGCCCAGACUAUGCAACUCCAGACCGUCCUUACAGCAAAAGGGGUGUACGUAUGCCUACUGGAAUUUAUAGUACUGCGGAGAAUACUUCUUCAGGAAGUAGCUCUACUUCACACGAACGAUUAUUCCCUCACAAGGGAGGUCGUGGGACUCAUGAUAUGGAAAAUUUGAGAUAUCCAAAUCGGAGUAGCAACUCAAUGUUGAUUUCCGAAGGUGUAAAGAACAAGGGUAAAGCUCUGGUAUCAGGAUAUUUACACUUGCGGGAUGAGAUUGAAAAUGCUGCUAUCAUUUCCGUUAAGAAGCAACUGGGGAGGCUUUUCUGCGAAGAUGGCCCUCCUCUCGGAAUAGAGUUUCAGUCACUUCCUCCUGGUGCAUUUGAUUCUCCAGUUAGGAACCAAGUCAAUGAUACAUACCAGAUGGCUGGUCCUGUCCGACAGAACUCUCAUGGUAUCUCUAAAGGCCGCAAGGAAUCCCGUAUUGAGAUGAGAUACCCAAGGAACCAUCACGAGACAUAUCCGCAAGGCUCAUAUCCUGACGGGGAACAUAUCAAGCGUACCAAGUCAGAAUAUGUUCGUAGGGAGCGCACUACCUAUCCAUCCUUGGGAAACUCUUUUUUUAACAGUGACAGGAAACAUGCCCCUGAAGGUAUUCCAUCCAUGGACAUGCGUGAAAGUUCCGAGGAUGAACCACCUGUGAUCAACAGCAAGAACAAUUUUAGGAGGUCUAAGUAUGGGGUAGAAGGGAUGGUAUCAAAUAACAACGGAAAUCCUCGUGUUCGUCCAUCACUGAGCAAGUUUAGUAGCGGCGAACCAUCAGAUCUUCAGCUUCACAAGUACGAUUAUCCUAGGGCUCGAAUGCUCAAGAGGAAGGAAUACUUGGAACCUAAGCCCUUGAAUUUGGUUAAUCAGCAUAAAGAGGCUUUUGAUUCAGUGGAUGGUGAAGAAAACGUUCACAGAGAUUGGAGAACGAAAGAUUAUGCGAAUCACGUGAGAGCAAAGAAGAGCCUAAAAAAUGAUAUGAAAGUGGGGAGGAGGGUGCGAGCUGAUUUUCCUUCACGAGCACCGGGUUCCAAUGAAUUGCUGCCAUGUAGAAACCGGACCAAAGAGCACAUCGGAGAUGGGCAAACCAGUUUCUACGAGGAUGCUGCUGCAGAAACUAGUUCAUCCAUGGACUGAACUGGCAAAUGGCCAGGUUGAUAAAUUCCUUGUACUCUCUCUCUCUCUAUAUAUAUAUAUUAUAUAUAUAUAUAUACAUAUCAAUGUGAGAGUUGAAGAGAUAUAAAAUGCUGUCGAUUCGGAUCAGUUGUGAAGGAUGCAGAUUUUGAUGGUUCUGUAGACCAUAUUUGAGGAAAAUAUAUCGUUCGUUACUGUUCGGUUAUUCUCUUCUUGUGGAAGAGUUUCCGUCUUUGACGCUACAGCUACCCGGGAAUCUAAAUCACUGUCAUGGAAAUGGUUAUUGCACGCUGCAGGUUACGAUAUCUCACACUAGUAUUCCUGUUUCUGCAACAUCUGCACGUCACGUAUAUAGCUGUGUAGUUAGUUUAACUGAGGAAAGAAUCUAAGACCACAUUAGACUUUAACUUCAGUCAUCAUGGAAACCUCGUGUAAGUUUAGAGCUUAACAUAACAAUUUGACUUCUUAUGUAAAUCUUAACCACAAGCUCCUGGACAGAAACGUUGCAGGUGAAAUGAAUCUAUUUAGGAUGCAUUUGUUGGAUUGAACAGAUAGCAAAACCUUUUAAAAAAAAGAAUCAAUGUUGUGUUUUUUUUCUUCGUAUCUUAGUUGAAUUUUCUUUCUUUUGGUGUUGUAGGAAUUCUGUUGAUCUUUUUGCUUUCUAGAUGAACUUUUCUAUCUAGUUUUGGAAGCAGUUUUUGCUUGCACCUUGUUCUUUUUA
Messenger RNA from Papaver somniferum (opium poppy), 2552 nucleotides. Its product is annotated as homeobox-DDT domain protein RLT1-like. The coding region runs from base 251 to 1834 and encodes 527 amino acids. Gene Ontology annotation, molecular function: DNA binding. NCBI's taxonomy places the organism in Eukaryota, Viridiplantae, Streptophyta, Magnoliopsida, Ranunculales, Papaveraceae. The transcript is spliced from 8 exons. The record is from RefSeq and is a predicted model, not a curated record.